Messenger RNA from Prorocentrum cordatum, 1297 nucleotides. The record is from the annotation of a GenBank genome assembly. Lineage: Eukaryota; Dinophyceae; Prorocentrales; Prorocentraceae.
GCUGAGCGAAGGGCCCGGAGCCGAGCCCCUCACCUCUCUCUGCGGCCACGCGCCCCGAGGACCCCGCCCCUCGGAGGGCCCCGGCGCCUCCUGCGCACCGCCGAGGACGCUCGACGUGCUGGGCGCGGGGGCGGCGCACGGCAUGGUCACGACCACCGCCAACGCGAAGGUCAUCCGCGCCCUGGCCAGCCAGGCCGCCGGCGCGCGCGUCGCCGGGCACGUGCCGCGCACGCUCACGGAGCAGAAGCAGGCCUCGCGCGCGGCGGCGGGCGGCCGCCGGCACCCGCUGGGGGCGGAGGAGCUGCAGGCCCUCUUCGGCGAGAUCCUCGGCGGACCCGCGCGCGCCGCGCCCUCGGGCGCGAGGAGCGAGGAGCGCCCCGCGGGCGCCGCCCCGGGCUCGGACGGCGGCGCCGCGGGCGGGGAGGGCGCGGCCGGGCGCUGCGCCUCCGCAGGGCGCUCCGCGAGCCCCUGCCCCCGAGUCGGGCGGCGGGUGCUGGCACCCCCGCGCGCCGCGCCACGCGCCGGCGAUGCCCCUGGCUGGGCCCAGCGCCGGGUCGGCCUCACGCGCGCGCUGGAGGCGGUGCACGACCGCUGCGCCGCCGGCGCGGAGCUCGCCGCCACGGCGCACAGGUGCCUCGAGGCCCUGGGGGCCGCCUGCUCCGGCGCCCUGUCCGGGCCGGAGUUCCGCAUGGCCCCGUUCGACUGGUCGCCCGAGGUGGUGUUGGAGCUGUUCGGCUCCUGCGAGCAGGGCACCGCGCUGCGCAGCUCGGACGUCGACGUGCGCAUGUCCUUCACGCAGUUCCACGUGACGGACAAGGAGAGGCAGCUGAGGCACCUGCGGGCGGUGGCGGCCUCCCCGGGGGACCGGUUCGAGGUCGUCCGCCUCAUCGAGGCCAGGCUGCCGGUGCUGCGCCUGCGCUUCCUGGAGGGGGUCGGCCGCGGGCGCAAAGCCGAGGGGGCGCCGUGGCAGAGCCACGAGCGAAGGGAGGAGCGCGCGCGAGUGGACGAGACAGGGGAAAAACCCGGCGACCCGCGCAGGUUUUUCACGCCAGGCGUUGCCGCGCAGUUGCGGGCCCAGGGAUCCUCAAGAGUCGAUCCAGUCCGAAAAAUGCCGCGGAAAGACUGGGUCUGGGGCUCCAGUCGUUUUUCGCGAUGCUGCUAUUGUUGCGCAACGUCGAAGUUCUGGAGCCCACCCACCCAUCGCCGAAGCCUUCUCGCCCCCCCCACGGGUGCCUUGGCCCCCUCCCUCUGCUCGCCGCUGCCAAAGGGGGGCACCGACGUGGACCUCACCAUGGGC